AUGUUCAAACAAUAUUGUGUCCCAAUUACCACAAUCUCGUCUUCAUUUCCACUUUUUCCUAUUGAUCGUGCUUCUGCCAUAAUUGUAGAAAAAUUCCUUCAACCAUUUGGUAUGCAUAUUCAUGACUUUGGAAUAUGCAUGCCCGAACAGUCCGAAAAUGGCCUAAUUGAAAAAACUUUACAACAGGCAUCGCCUGCAGAAUUUAACCUGGUCACACUCCCAGGAAUUAUUGACAAAUUUAAUUUACAACAACAGUUCGUCUUUAACACUAUUAUUGAGAAACUGCAUAACAAGAAACCUUAUGUCUGUUUUGUUGAUGGACCAGCUGGUACUGGGAAAACUUUCUUAUACACUGCUAUUUUGUCAUACACAUCUGAUCAUACCAUUAAAUCUAUUGCUGUAGCAACAUCUGGAGUUGCUGCAUCGCUCCUUCCUAAUGGACAAACUGCCCACUCAAAAUUCAAAUUGCCAUUGGAUAUUAAUGAGCAUAAGACUUGUCAGAUAAGCAAACAGUCUACCUUAGCAAAUGAGUUACGACAUACCGACCUAAUUAUUUGGGAUGAAAUUUCAAUGGCAAGACGUGAACUAAUUGAGGCUUUUGACAUUACUAUGAGAGAUAUUAUGGAUAACAACAUCAGUUUUGGUGGUAAAGUUAUAAUCUUCGGGGGGGAUUUCCGUCAAAUUACUCCUGUUAUAAGAGACGGAACAAAGGACCAGUACAUCGAAGCAAGUUGUGUAUCGUCUCCUCUAUUUACACAUGCAGAUAAGUUUCACUUAACUGUCAACAUGCGAGCACAAAACGAUAAAUCAUUUGCAGCAUUUCUUGAGGAAGUAGGGAACAACUCUUGUGUAAAUAACAACAAAGGAGAGAUUCAGAUCCCAACAACUUCAUUGAUUACCUUUGAAAAUAAUAACUUGUUGCAACUAAUUGACAAGAUCUACCCACAUAAUUUACUCCAUCGAAGUUCCUCUGCUGCAUUAAUAGGUAGAUCUAUACUGACACCAACCAACGAGACAGUUGAUACUAUUAACAAUCAAAUAAUUGAAAGCAUGUUUGGAGAACCAAUCGUACUAAUUGCAAAAGAUGUAACUAAAGAUCCAUCACAACAAGCACAUUAUGAAGAUUACCUAAAUACUUUGACACCUAAUGGUAUGCCACCUCAUAGAUUAGUUUUGAAGACAGGUGCACCAAUAAUGCUAUUGCGUAACUUAGACCCCACAAAUGGCCUUUCAAAUGGUACACGGCUUGUUUGCAAGCAAAUUACACGCAAUCUCUUACAAGCAGAGAUUGCAACUGGCCCGCAAAAAGGAACUUUAUGCUUCAUACCACGAAUACCUUUAAAGCCUAACAAUAUACAUGAAUGCUCUGUUGAGUUCAUACGUACUCAAUUUCCAGUGAAGUUGUGCUUCUCAAUGACCAUUAACAAAUCACAAGGGCAGACAUUAGACGUUGUUGGAGUGUACAUGAAACAACCAGUAUUUAUGCAUGGCCAACUAUAUGUUGCAUUAUCACGAGCAAAAUCUUUUGACUCUUUGCAUGUCCUCAUUCCUUCAGACAUCAACACUGGAAUGCAUUGUUCUUGGACGAAAAACAUAGUUUACAAGAAGCUUUUACAAUUGGCUGGCAUUAAUAUACCUCCACUUCCAAAUCCCACAUAG
Molecule: messenger RNA, 1659 nt
Organism: Andrographis paniculata
Lineage: Eukaryota; Viridiplantae; Streptophyta; Magnoliopsida; Lamiales; Acanthaceae
Product: ATP-dependent DNA helicase PIF1-like
Exons: 1
Coding region: 1-1659 (552 amino acids)
Biological process (GO): DNA repair; telomere maintenance
Molecular function (GO): DNA helicase activity
Source: RefSeq, a predicted model, not a curated record